AUGUCUUCUUCCUCCUCUCAGUCACGCACUAUCGGUCUUCUCUGUUGGUCAUCUUCUCGGGUGUUGGGCUUUCCUCGUUGGGACUAGAUGUCGUCGUCCCCGUUCCCGUCUCGAUCCGCGAUCUACUCCCACCUCGGAACCAUCCCGGGGUCGCCACUACUGCGGUCAUCGACGAUCGUUUAUGUACCGGCCCCCUUCUUCGGCGGGAUCGGGAGGGGGCGGCGACGCUCCCGUAGAUCGAUCUCCGUGAGGAGCGUCGCCAGCGAUCGGGAGGUGAAGGAUCCAGUCGCGGAAGGCGGUGUUGCAAGUGCCUUGAACUAUUCUGCAUAUAACGCCUCCACUGUAGCAUCAAGUAUCAAGUAUCAUGCUGAAUUCACACCCUCAUUCUCUCCUGAACUUUUUGAGCUUCCCAAGGCAUACAUUGCUACUGCAGAAAGUGUUCGUGAUGCAAUAAUAAUAAACUGGAAUGCCACUUAUGAGUACUAUGAAAAGAUGAAUGUGAAACAGGCCUACUAUCUCUCCAUGGAAUUUUUGCAGGGACGAGCACUGUUAAAUGCAAUUGGUAAUCUAGAGCUAACAGGCCAUUAUGCAGAUGCAUUGAGACAGCUUGGACACAAUCUUGAGAAUGUUGCCGAGCAGGAACCAGAUGCUGCACUUGGCAAUGGUGGUCUAGGACGUCUAGCUUCAUGUUUUUUAGAUUCCUUGGCAACAUUGAAUUAUCCAGCUUGGGGAUAUGGACUAAGAUACAGAUAUGGUUUGUUUAAGCAGAACAUCACAAAAGAUGGUCAGGAGGAAGUUGCAGAAAAUUGGCUUGAGAUGGGAAAUCCCUGGGAAAUUGUACGAAACGAUGUCUCAUACCCUGUGAAAUUUUAUGGCAAAGUGAUCAUUGGUUCAGAUGGAAAGAAGCAUUGGAUUGGUGGAGAGAAUAUAAAAGCCGUUGCCUAUGAUGUACCAAUACCUGGGUACAAGACUAAAAGCACAAUCAACUUGCGCCUCUGGUCAACAAAAGUACCAUCAGAAGAUUUUGAUUUGGCAGCUUUUAAUGCUGGACAUCAUGCCAAAGCUUCUGAGGCACAACAAAAUGCUGAAAAGAUAUGCUAUAUAUUGUAUCCUGGAGAUGAGUCUAUGGAGGGAAAAAUUCUUCGUUUGAAACAACAGUAUACACUUUGUUCAGCCUCUCUUCAAGAUAUCAUUGCAUGUUUUGAGAGGAGAUCUGGAAAUUCUGUUAAUUGGAAAGAAUUUCCUACAAAAGUUGCAGUCCAAAUGAAUGAUACUCACCCUACACUCUGCAUUCCAGAGUUAAUGAGGAUACUGAUUGAUGUGAAAGGUUUGACCUGGAAUGAAGCUUGGAAAAUUACACAGAGAACCAUGGCAUAUACAAACCACACAGUUCUUCCUGAAGCUUUGGAGAAGUGGAGUUUGGAGCUGAUGCAGAAGCUACUUCCGCGACAUGUUGAGAUCAUAGAAAUGAUAGAUGAGGAGUUGAUCAACUUCAUCAUCUUAGAAAAUGGAAAAGAAGAUCUCGUGCUUUUGGAGAAGAAAUUGAAAGAUACGAGGAUCUUAGACAAUGUUGACUUUCCAGAAUCUGUUCAGAAAUUGUUUUAUAAACCAAAGGAAGAAACCCCAAAAGAAACUUCAGAAGCAACUUUGAAAGAGACCCCCCAGGGAACUUCAAAAGAAUCCCUGAAAAAAACUUUGAAAGAAACCCGAAAGGACAUCCCUAUUAAACCUAAACAAGCACCACUAGGGAAACCUCUAAAGCCUUCUGGUGUGCUCCUGGAUGAAAAAGCUGAGUUUGAGGAAGUUGAACCAGAGGAAGAGGAUUCUGAAGGUGAAGAGCCAUCCUUUUGGAAGUCAAAUCCAAAAUUACCUAAGAUGAUUCGUAUGGCUAAUCUUUGUGUUGUCGGCGGACAUGGGGUGAACGGGGUUGCUGAAAUUCAUAGUGAGAUUGUUAAACAAGAUGUUUUCAACAGUUUCUACAAGUUAUGGCCUGAAAAGUUUCAAAACAAAACAAAUGGUGUGACUCCUCGGCGCUGGAUUAGGUUUUGCAAUCCUGAACUCAGUAGUAUAUUAACUAAGUGGAUUGGUACGGAUGAUUGGGUUCUGAACACUGAGAAACUCGAAGAACUUAGAAAGUUUGCUGACGAUGAGGAUCUCCAUUCAGAGUGGAGAGCUGCUAAAAAAAGCAACAAAAUGAAGGUUGUUUCACUCAUAAGACAGAGAACAGGCUAUAUUGUCAGCCCAGAUUCGAUGUUUGAUAUUCAGGUAAAACGGAUCCAUGAAUAUAAGCGUCAACUGUUAAAUAUCCUAGGAAUUGUCUACCGCUACAAAAAAAUGAAAGAAAUGACUGCAGAAGACAGAAUAUCCAGUUUUGUUCCUAGGGUCUGCAUAUUUGGUGGUAAAGCCUUUGCGACAUAUGUACAGGCGAAGAGAAUAGUAAAGUUUAUCACUGAUGUUGGGGCUACUAUAAAUCAUGAUCCAGAUAUUGGAGAUCUACUGAAGGUUGUUUUCAUUCCCGAUUAUAAUGUCAGUGUUGCUGAGAUGCUUAUACCGGCUAGUGAGUUAUCUCAACAUAUCAGUACCGCCGGGAUGGAAGCAAGUGGAACUAGCAACAUGAAAUUUGCAAUGAAUGGCUGUAUUCUGAUUGGAACCUUGGACGGAGCCAAUGUUGAAAUAAGAGAAGAAGUCGGAGAAGACAACUUUUUUCUCUUUGGUGCUCGUGCACAUGAAAUUGCUGAUUUAAGAACAGAAAGAGCAGAAGGAAAGUUUGUGCCAGACCCACGAUUUGAAGAGGUCAAGAAAUUUGUCUGUAGUGGCGUCUUUGGACCUGGUGAUUAUGACGAGUUGAUGGGAUCCUUGGAAGGGAACGAAGGAUUUGGUCGUGCAGAUUAUUUUCUUGUUGGCAAGGAUUUCCCCAGCUACCUUGAGUGCCAAGAGAAGGUUGAUGAGGCAUAUCAAGACCAAAAGAGAUGGACAAAAAUGUCAAUCUUAAACACAGCUGGCUCCUACAAAUUUAGCAGCGAUCGGACAAUUCAUGAGUAUGCAAAGGACAUCUGGGACAUAAAGCCUGUCGUCUUGCCAUGAAAGACGUGCAUUCUGCCGCUAUUUUUAGUUGUGAAGCUGCAAUAACUAUCUCGACGUAGAGGUCAACCGUCAUCCCAAUCGUCUUUUAAAGAGGGUGGCAUGCGUAUCAGUUCCCACGGAGAGGAUACGUACGUAGUCAAAGGUGAUUCUGUAGCCCGCGGCGUCCAAAGCGAGCAAGAUCACCUAAGCAAGCAAUAAAAUGAGGGUUGACAUUAGUCCACGGUAGAUCGAUCGAUCAUGUGGACAAUAAUUAAUGUUCCUUGUAUAAUGCUGCAGUCGGGUUAUGGUUCUGCUUACCUGCUGCCGUUGUUUUAUGUUUAAUCCUAUUAAUGAAUGAAUCUUCUUUCCGCAUAACAA
Molecule: messenger RNA, 3441 nt
Organism: Musa acuminata AAA Group (dessert banana)
Lineage: Eukaryota; Viridiplantae; Streptophyta; Magnoliopsida; Zingiberales; Musaceae
Product: alpha-1,4 glucan phosphorylase L isozyme, chloroplastic/amyloplastic-like
Exons: 15
Coding region: 88-3084 (998 amino acids)
Biological process (GO): glycogen catabolic process
Cellular component (GO): cytoplasm
Molecular function (GO): glycogen phosphorylase activity; pyridoxal phosphate binding
Source: RefSeq, a predicted model, not a curated record